AUGGAAGAAGCUCAGGGUCCGACGGAAUUUCUUGUUAAGAGAAAUAAGGCGGUGUCUAUUGAAGACUCAGAUAACAACCAUGAAGACUCAGAUGAUGACUCAGUAGUGGGGGUUGGAAUAGGAGAUGUUAACACGAGUCUUGAGGUUAUCAAUGAAGAAUAUGAAGCAUUUUUCGAGAAUGAGGAGGUGGUGGAAAUUCAUCAUGAUAUCGUACAUGAUGAUGUGAUAGAUGAAGGGAGAAAGGAGGAAACGACGCUGAUGGUCUUCGGGAAGGAGAAUAACUUUCCGGUUUGUUCAUAUCCACAGUCUAUUCAACCCUCUGCAGAGAAAAGUUGUUGUUUGGAAGGUGGUGACUUGGUGAAAGUCAAUUCUGACACCGGUCCUAGGGCUAUGGUCUAUAGCAUCAUUGAGGAGCAGGUUUCGUGUGUUAAUCUUAUGGUGAUUUCGAGGAAGUCUAAGCGGUGUUUAGAGAAAGGAAAUUUGUCUUGUUCUGAAGGGGACUUUUUGGGUGGACAUGCGAAGGUUGUUUCUAGAGGCCCAAUAACUUUUGAUGAGGCCUGUUUGAAACUGAAAAAUCAGAAGCCCAAAAAGAAGAAAGUAAGAUUUCUUAAGGAUAUUCACCAUCAGGAAGUGGCUCAAUCCACAUACUUUGCAAUUAUUCAACCCAUAAAAGGUAAAAGUGCGGAUCAGUCCCAGUGGUAUGAAAAAGCUAGCAGAAAGUGCAUGGCGGUGAAGGUUGGCGAGGAUUUGUCGAUGGCUUUCAACUCUCUUAGAACCAACUGCGACAAGCCAUCGUCUUCAAGCGAUGAUCUAUUCUCAGAAGGUGCGGUCUUGUGUUGCGAUUCAACAACGUUGUCCGAUGUUAAUCAAGGCAAUAACAAAUUUUGGGAAAACAUGGAGUCUGAGGUGGGAAGGAUUGUGUGGGAAACCAUUUCCAGAUUAGGGAUUACAAUUGAUAUUGAUAAAGUGGAAGCGAUCGAAGCAAUCAAAUUAAUGGAAAAUAGAGACAAAGAGGGCAUGAAUAGAAAGGAGGCGAAAAAACACAAUUCAUCAUGA
Messenger RNA from Vicia faba (fava bean), 1056 nucleotides. NCBI's taxonomy places the organism in Eukaryota, Viridiplantae, Streptophyta, Magnoliopsida, Fabales, Fabaceae. The record is from the annotation of a GenBank genome assembly.